Myxocyprinus asiaticus (Chinese sucker) is the source of this 1410-nucleotide messenger RNA. RefSeq names its product guanine nucleotide-binding protein G(I)/G(S)/G(O) subunit gamma-5-like. Gene Ontology annotation, molecular function: G-protein beta-subunit binding. The transcript is spliced from 3 exons. Gene Ontology annotation, biological process: G protein-coupled receptor signaling pathway. NCBI's taxonomy places the organism in Eukaryota, Metazoa, Chordata, Actinopteri, Cypriniformes, Catostomidae. The record is from RefSeq and is a predicted model, not a curated record. Bases 78 to 293 code for a protein of 71 amino acids. Gene Ontology annotation, cellular component: heterotrimeric G-protein complex.
CGUGCGCGUGCUUAUGCGUGUGCGCGUGCGCGUCGCUCCUGAAACUUCCGCAAACUCUCUCCUGUUUGUCAGUCAUCAUGUCCAACAAUAACGCCAGCAGUAAUCUAGCCGUGGUGAAGAAAGCCGUCAAACAGCUCCGGAUAGAGGCCAAAGUGCGGCGAAUUAACGUGUCUCAAGCUGCUACAGACCUGAAGAACUUCUGCCUGCAGAAUGCUCAUAAAGACCCGCUGCUGAUGGGGGUGCCGUCCAGCGACAACCCCUUCCGCCCCCCGAAAUCCUGCGGUCUGCUAUGAGAGCUGCUGAAGAUGAUUUCGAUGAUGUAGCUGUCCUCAAGUCUCUCUCUAACUUCACACUAUGCUAUAAAGGCUCCUGGAACACUACUUACUCAAAACAGAAAAUUAAUGUUGCUUUUGGUUUUAUUUGGUUUUAUUAUAUGAACUGUUGUAACAUGCAACUUAUACACACUAUGCCUUGGUACGAUCUGUUAUUGUAUUCCCAUUUAACAUGAACAUUUUUUAUUUUUUUUUUAAAUACAAAUUCACCCCACAAUUUGAGAACACACUUGUGUUGUUGUUGUUGUCCCAGUCUGCCUUAUGAUACCUUAAAACUCCACCAAACUCUGUUUUAUUUUUGGUUUAAAUUUUAUAAAACAAAAACACUAUAUUGCAAACUGUAUGAUUUUCAGGACGUCCAUAUUCACGAAGUUGAAUUUUUUGCCCAUAUUAAUGAUGAAACGGAGUAAGAAGGAAUAGAAUAAAUAUCUAAAAUUAGCUGACAUAGUGAGACUUUUUACGAUAGUCGUUUACUAAUCCAUAAGUGUUAGAACUGUUCAGCUUGUAGUCCAAAAACCUAUAUAUUCACAAUGGGUUCCCUCGGGAUUUUCCUCUGGAUUUUUAUAAUGGAGUUUUUGAACUUAUGUGUAAAAUAAGGUCUGUGGUAAACAUUACUUAACGAUACACGGACGUUUUGUUCUACAACAUAAAUUACACACAGUCACACCUCAAACGUGCAUUUUAAAACCGUAUUCAACCGUAUUUUUAAAACACACGGCGGCUUAAAAAUUCACUUUUAAGGCAUGGAAAUGUGUAAUUUAUGUUGUAGAACAAAACGUCCGUGUAUCGUUAAGUAAUGUUUACCACAGACCUUAUUUUACUCAUAAGUUCAAAAACUCCAUUAUAAAUAUUCAGAGGAAUAUCCCGAGGGAACCCAUGGCGAAUUCUCUUCCGGGUUCGCCUACAAAUUGCCGUCACGGCUGAACAGCUCUAUAAGCAUUAGAGUUUGGUUUGAAAGUUUUAUGGUAUUGAGAUUCUAGAUGAACUUCUACUGAAAUGUUACAUUUGAACUUUAUACUCUUUUCGAUGUCCUUUUGCUAAACUGACUUUAAAAAUAAAACUUGUGUUAUUUAUCAUU